CUGCUACUGACUAUUGGUGUAUCAGAAAUACUGUACUUCUUCAACGAUAGAGAUAUAACGUUUAAGAAUUAAUUCAGAAUUUUCAUAAAAUUAAAGUAAUUAAAAAUGUUCGGGCAAAUUACUCGUCAAAGUGUGAGACGAUUCACCACCACCGCAGCUCGAAGAUCAAGUCCAGAUGAUGGAAUUCCUGGAAAAAAUCUUCCAUUCAGCAUUGAGAACAAAACUGCUUUGACAAUAAAAUUCAUGAUAUUCUUCAGUAGUGGUUUUGCCAUUCCAUUCUUUGCAGUCAGACAUCAAAUGCUUAAGGCUUAAGUGAUAUAAUUAUUAUUACAUCGUACUGCAAAAAAAAAAGAAAUAGUUUACAUCUACUAUGAUCUCGUUAGAUCAUUUUUCUGUAUAUUAUAUUACUUUGUAAGAAUAAACUCAUUAAUAAAUUAAAUGUUAAAAACAGUUAUAGAAAAUUAA
This is a messenger RNA of Leptopilina boulardi, 465 nucleotides long. RefSeq names its product cytochrome c oxidase subunit 7C, mitochondrial-like (gene COX7C). NCBI's taxonomy places the organism in Eukaryota, Metazoa, Arthropoda, Insecta, Hymenoptera, Figitidae. The record is from RefSeq and is a predicted model, not a curated record. The transcript is spliced from 3 exons. Gene Ontology annotation, biological process: mitochondrial electron transport, cytochrome c to oxygen. The coding region runs from base 106 to 312 and encodes 68 amino acids.